AGCCCGAUCAGAAAGCAGCCUAUUGUUACUCCCGGAGAAUCCAGUCACGCAUGUUAGACCAACUCCCAUCGUACCUACGCGAGAGAAAGUACAGCCUUACGAGUCCAACUUCGAGAUCGACUGCCUUCAGUCAAGCUUUCAGAACCGACGACACUUUCUUCGUGUACUUGUCCAAACAUCCCGACCUUGAAAAGAGCUUCGCCCUCUGCAUGCAGGGAGUUAGCGAAUCCAUGGAGAGUUGGGUCAAUAUCUAUCCCACCGAACAACUGAUACAGGACAAAGAAGACAGACAGCUGGAAGUUGUCCUCGUCGAUGUUGGUGGGGGGAUCGGUCACGAUAUCAACGCGUUUCAACGCAAACACAGGAUACAAUCAGGCAAAUUGAUCUUGCAAGACUCGCCAAAGGUGUUGAAACAAGCCAAAGUCGAGCCCAACAUCGAUGUUAUGCCUCAUGAUUUUUUCAAACCCCAAACUGUCAAAGCUCAUACCUACUACCUCCACUCGGUCCUUCAUGACUGGCCGGAUGAUGAAGCAUGUGCCAUUCUGAAGAAUCUGAAAUCUGUCAUGAGCUGUGAUUCGAUCAUUCUGUUACACGAGCUCGUCAAAGAUUGUCCGAUAACUUCUCGAGCGGCGACUUGGAUGGACAUAACGAUGCUGGCAGCAUUCAACUCGCGCGAGCGUAAUUUGGACGAGUGGCAGACCUUGGCCGAGAGGGCAGGCUUGAAGAUGACUGGACAAUCUUGUCACCCUGACACACCAUACUCGAUAAUCAAGCUUGAACUGGCUACAAACAAUAUAUGCGGGCCGGAAGAGAUGUAUAGCGGUCAGUAG
Molecule: messenger RNA, 830 nt
Organism: Aureobasidium melanogenum CBS 110374
Lineage: Eukaryota; Fungi; Ascomycota; Dothideomycetes; Dothideales; Saccotheciaceae
Product: S-adenosyl-L-methionine-dependent methyltransferase
Exons: 2
Molecular function (GO): O-methyltransferase activity
Source: RefSeq, a predicted model, not a curated record